AUACCGGGGGCACGCCGUGUCGUCACGGCAGCGAGCCCGGCGCGCCGAGCGCUGCAGCGGAGCCGCGGAGCCGCCGCGAUGUCCCUCUCCAACCAGCAGCCCGAGUACAGCCCGCUGGGCAAGGGCAAGAGCCCCGAGAGCUUCCCGGCCGCCUUCCACCGCAUGGAGUCCCCGAAGGACUUCGGCAAAACCGAAUUCGAGUGGCAGAGGACCGAGGGGAAGCUUAACGAGAUUGGCUUGAACGUGAACUCGGGGGGACCGAUUAAGGAUGGGCUCGUUAAGAACGCCGGUUUCACGGAUGAGGACAAGCUCUGCUUCUUCGAGGGAAAGCUGGACAAAGAGCUAAAAAUAGCUCAGAAAGACAAAAGAGAAUUUGAGGUGCCCGGCAAGAAAUACCAGGCGGCUGCAGGUCACCUUGAGAGCUGGUCCCUGAUUUCGGAAACCUAUCCUUCUGCUGAAGGCAACUUCGGGAACCCUAAAGCCACCGAUUUCCGCGUGGGACAGGCGGCAGCCGAAAAAGCCGCUCCCGGGCUGGGUAAAAAUGAAGCCAUCACCGACCAGGAGAAAGCCGUGGGUAAGGCUGGGAUGGAGACCAAGUGCCAGCCGGAGCCGAAGCUGCCCCAUCUCUCCAUGCCAGAGAGCGAUGCCGGCAAAUACAUGAAGGAGCAGGAAAUCAGCGUCUGGAACCCCAAUUUCCAGCCCAUCCUGCCGAACGACUCGGGGUCUAAAGAAGCGGCCGUGAAAAAAGAUGGAGCCCCCGGCUAUUGUGUCCUGGGGGUGCUUAACGAGAGCUCCGGGCAGAGCGGGCUCCGUUCCCCCGCUCCCGCGGCCAAAGCCGCCCCUCCGACCACCACCGUGGAGCUGGCCCAGGACGAGUCCAAAAGCAGCGACCUGAGCGAGAGCCCCGAGCUGGAGGAGGAGAUGGAGGAGCAGCUGGGCUCUGAGGGCAGUUUGCUGGCCAGGGCUGCCCACCAGAGGAAGGCGAUGAGGCGUGCGAUGUCAGAGUGCUCUCACUUGUCGGUGCCCCUAACCCUUAACCUGGCCGAUAAAUACCCUGAGCCGGUGCUUAGAGAAGACGUCGCCACUGGGCUGCUCUCUCCUAAUAGCAGCCUGACCCAGAGCCGCAGCCCCACGGCCGCCAAGCCGAGCUCCCCGAUGAAGCGCUCGCUGACGGUGGCGGAGGAGCAGGCGGCGCUGGGCGGCCCCGCGGCCCCGCCGAGCCCCGGCCCCGGCGCGCAGCCCCCGGCCCCGGCGCGGGAGGAGCCGGCCGCCAAGAAGCGAGAGGAGUGGAACGGCAGCAACUCGCUCAAGAGAGAGCUGGGCAGCCCGAGCGCCUUCCACAGCAAGCUGGAGCAGAUCCCCGAGCUCGGCAGCCAGGACAAAGAGCGGCAGGAGGCGGCGGCCAAGAGGGACAAGAGGGACGGCGGCGAUGGAGCGCCGGGGCUCGAUGCUCCCAAAGGCAAAGGCGCCGAGCCGGAGCCCGGCAAAGCGGCUCCUCUGGAGAGGAAAGAAAUCGAGGUCAGCAAUGUGCAGAGCUCUCCGUCUCCCAAGCAAGGAGAUCUACCACGUGAUGGCAAGGCAGAGGAGCCCAAAGCAGCCGAGGCCGUGAGUGGGAACGACAUCUCAGCUCCCCCCAACAAGGAGCUGCCCCCCAGCCCCGAGAAGAAGACCAAGCCUGCUGCAUCCUCCUCCUCUGCCAAGGCGGCGGCAGCCAAGGCCAAGCCCUCGGGCAGCACCAGCCCCAAGCGGCCCAGCUCGGCCACCCCGGGCACAAACAAAAAGCCCACGAGCCCGAGUGCAGCUCCUGCUCCAGGCAGCGCCUCCAAACGCCCCGGCACCAGCAGCACCCGUCCCUCCACCCUCACUCCAAAAGAGACUAAACCAAAGGUCGCGGAUGCGAAGCCCGCGGAGAAGAAAACCUCCCUGUCCAAGCCUCCAUCCUCCACCACCCCCAAAACUCCUUCCAGGAGCUCCUCUGCUGCUCCCCGGACCACGGCGCCGUCCCCGGUGACGGCAGCGGCCGCUGCCAAAACCACGGCGCCCACUCCUCCCAAGAGGCCGACGUCCAUCAAGACGGACGCGAAGCCGGCCGAUGCCAAGAAACCUCCUGCCAAGUCUCCCUCAGGCGAUUCCAGCCGCCCCAAGAGCGCCCCGGGCAGCACCACCAAGAGCAGCGCCACCACUCCUUCCACCGCGGCCUCCAGCGUGCCGGGCACGGCCCCCAGCCGGCCCAAGCCCAAAGCCGCCACCCCCAAAGCCGCCACGGCCUCCACGGUGUCCGCGGACGCCAAGAGAGCCGCGGGCAAGGCCGCAGCGGGCAGCAAAGGCAGCACCGGGCCCGCGGCCCGAGCCCCGCGCCCCGCCAGCGCCGCCGGGCCCGACCUGCGCCACGUCCGCUCCAAGGUGGGCUCCACCGACAACAUCAAACACCAGCCCGGCGGGGGAAAGGGGAAGGUAGAGAAAAGGCCAGAGUCAGCCGGCGCCGCGCCCAGCUCUGAGCCCAGCGCGGGCUCUAAGGUGGCUCCUAAAGUGGCAGCAAAAGAGGGGGUCCCCAAACAGCCCAAUGGGAAAGUCCAGAUAGUCUCCAAAAAAGCGAACUACAGCCAUGUUCAGUCCAAGUGUGGUUCCAAGGACAAUAUUAAGCAUGUCCCUGGAGGUGGGAAUGUGCAGAUCCAGAACAAGAAAGUCGACCUCUCCAAAGUGUCCUCCAAGUGUGGAUCUAAAGCAAAUAUCAAGCAUAAGCCAGGCGGAGGAGACGUCAAAAUCGAGAACCAGAAGCUGAACUUCAAGGAGAAGGCCCAGGCCAAGGUGGGAUCUCUGGACAACGUGGGACACUCACCGGCCGGAGGGGCCGUCAAGGAGGGCGGCGCGGAGCCGGCGCAGCUCCCGGCGGCCAACGGAGCGGGGCCGGAGCCGGGCGCGCUGCCCGCGGCCCCCGCGCUGCGGGAGAACGGCGUGGGGCCGGCCCUGGCCGCCCUCGGCACCGCCGACCAAAGGGAAAUGCAGAGCCUCGACACUCACAUCCAAGAAACAAAUUGAGUCUCACAAGCUGACGUUCCGUGCGAAGGCCAAGGCUCGAACAGACCACGGAGCGGAAAUCGUCGUCUCCAAACCCCCCACCCUUUCCAGCAGCACCUGCCCCCGGCGUAGCACCUCCGCCAGCGACAGCCUGGGCUCCGUCGCCUCCCCGUCACCGUCACCGCCGCCGGCCGCGCCCUCCCAGCAAGGCUUGUGACCCCCGGCCCCGCUCCGCGCCCCGGGGACCCCAGCUUGGCCCUCUUAACCCGGCUCUGCCUUUAGGGGGAAGGGGCCGAUGCUCCUCGGGCCCGCCCGGGCUGGGGUCCCUCGGCGGCCGGGCAGGGCUCCCCUCCCUCCUUCUCCCCCUGUCCUGCCCUCCCGCCGGCCCGGGACUCCCGGGGGUUGCUGCGCCUCGGGGCCGGCCCGAGCGGCUCCGGCUGUGCCAGGGCAGGGCAGAGCAGAGCCCUGGCUCUGGGGCCAGGCCGAGUUAACAGGGAUAAGCUGUGAUCUUUCUUUCUGUCUCUCUUUUUAACCCCUUCCCUCCUCGCCGCUUCAGUUUCUGCCGCCUGUGGGAUGCUGAUAAAUCCCCUCCACACUCGUUAGGCUGUUUUAACUGUUGACUUGAACCUUUUAUUCUUUGUGACGAAGUGUUGAUGAUUUAUCGUGUUCGAAGCCGUGCUAAGUUUCCUUUUCUCUUUCCUUCUUUUCCGACCCGUAGGAGAGUAGGGACAUUUAACCGCUGCUGCCGUGCUGGCUUCUUACUGACAUAUCCAGCCGUUGUAACUUCUUUGUUGUUGUUUGGGGUUUUUUCUUUUUAAUAUUUUAAAACGAUGGAGCGAGUUCAUGGGAUUAAGCCAUGUCCGGAACGAAAGGCACAGGAAUGUGUAAAGGGCGAACUUGCUGUGAGAGCUCAGGUGGAGCCUGUGUUGACCUCGAGAUGUGUAAUUGAUGCUCGAGAUGUGUUAAUUGACGCUCUCGAGCCCUCCGCGGGUGCCUUCUGCCGAGGUGGUUUAUGGUUUAUUUAUUAGCGGCACGGCCGAGCCCCGGGAUUUGUCCCGUUUUCCGGGCCGAGGCCGGAGGGAGCAGGAGGCGGCCGC
This is a messenger RNA of Melozone crissalis (California towhee), 4115 nucleotides long. RefSeq names its product microtubule associated protein 4 (gene MAP4). Gene Ontology annotation, molecular function: microtubule binding. The record is from RefSeq and is a predicted model, not a curated record. NCBI's taxonomy places the organism in Eukaryota, Metazoa, Chordata, Aves, Passeriformes, Passerellidae. Gene Ontology annotation, biological process: microtubule cytoskeleton organization; neuron projection development. The transcript is spliced from 12 exons. Gene Ontology annotation, cellular component: neuron projection. The coding region runs from base 79 to 3039 and encodes 986 amino acids.